Molecule: messenger RNA, 1491 nt
Organism: Sabethes cyaneus
Lineage: Eukaryota; Metazoa; Arthropoda; Insecta; Diptera; Culicidae
Product: carboxypeptidase Q-like
Exons: 3
Coding region: 1-1491 (496 amino acids)
Biological process (GO): proteolysis; peptide catabolic process
Molecular function (GO): metallodipeptidase activity
Source: RefSeq, a predicted model, not a curated record
AUGCCGAGGGUACUUCUUUGGCUGCUGCUGGCGGUUCUUCAAUCGACGAGCCGGGCUGGAGUAUUGCGAACCGAGGAUCAGAACUACGAACCGGCGUGCCAGUUGGAUGAUUCACUGCUUCGAGAAAUUCGAGGUUAUCGAACGGUUGUGGAAAAGAUUUUCCAUGAAAUUGUACGCGGGCGUUUCGCUGGGAAGACUUGGGGCAGUCUUGCGGAGCUGACGGAUACGUUUGGUCCUCGUAUGGCUGGGACGGAACAGCUGGAGAAGGCCAUUGAUUAUUCCAUUGAACGUAUGCGUCAAGAUGGUCUCGAAAACGUGCACACGGAGGACGCUCCAGUACCGCAUUGGGUUAGAGGCUAUGAGAGUGCGGUUUUGGUGGAACCGUUUCUCAAAAAGCUUCCCAUUUUGGGAUUGGGGACGUCCGUGGGAACUCCUGAAGGGGGAAUCUCGGCAUAUGCGGUGGUUGUCGAAUCAUUUGAAGAGCUUGAAGCACUGCCUAUGGAAACAGUCGAAGGCAGGAUAGUGGUGUUUGUUCCCGAAUGGGUCAACUAUGGCGUGACUGGCCAGUACCGUAGAGAAGGUGCAUCGGCAGCUGCUAAGAAGGGUGCUGUUGCAGCUUUGAUUCGUUCGGUAACCCCUUUUUCUAUCGGAUCGCCGCACACUGGAGUGCAAGCGUAUGAAGCUGGUGUGACCAAAAUUCCAGUAGCGUCAAUCACAGUAGAAGAUGCGGAAAUGCUUUUGCGUAAAUAUCGUCGAGGAGAGACUUUGAAGCUACAUUUAGUGAUGGAGGAUUACAACCUGGAUCCGUUCGUUUCGCGAAAUGCAAUAGGGGAACUUGUGGGAACGGUCUAUUCAAACACAUCAGUCGUAGUUGUGUCAGGUCAUUUGGACAGCUGGGAUGUAGGCGUAGGAGCAAUGGACGAUGCUGGAGGUGUCAUGAUUUCGUGGAAAGCAUUGACGUAUUUGAAAGCCAUGGGUUUAAGACCCAGACGGACAAUUCGUGCCAUACUCUGGACUGGAGAAGAGCAAGGAACUUGGGGUGGCAAACAAUACUACGAAGAUCAUAGGGAACAUCAGGAGGACGAAUUCAAUUUCUUUUUUGAGUCAGAUUCCGGUACAUUCAACCCAAUCGGAUACGAGUUUGUUGGGAACGAACAAGCCGGCUGCAUAUUCGAGGAAAUUGUGAAGUUGAUGGCACCGUUAAAUAUCACCAACUUUAGGACAACAAGUGGCGCGGGACCAGAUAUCUCCUAUUGGAUUGACGAUGGUUUUCCGGCCGCUACCUUCAUGCAUGAAAAUGACAGGUAUUUUUGGUUCCAUCACACCGAAGGUGACAGCAUGCUAGUGGAAAAUUCAGAGAACUUGGACAAAUGCACUGCAAUUUGGGCGGCUGCAGCUUACGUUGUGGCUGACUUGAGCGUUCCAAUACCGAGAUCUUUGUCUCGUCGAACUGGGAGGAACACAACAGAGAGCUUUUCGAGUGAUAUAUAA